GAAUGUACGUCCGGUAAACAAAUGGAAGGAAGCAAAAACUAACCACCUGAUGACCUUAGAGGCGAUUGACCUGCAGUCAAAAUUCCCAAGCGUUUAAGUGAGACAAAAGUAACAGUUGAACAAGUGAACAAAUUACCAGAACUCAGCGUAGCACAUUGUCUACUUCAUCCGCCCACGUGUUUCAACCUACGACGGACAUUCAAACUAAACCGAACUCUUUUGACUCAAAAAACAAAGUUUUGAUCACUCACUGUGUCGCCGGUUUGUGCUAACUUACCAAUGACUAUUAUGAAUCACAAAGUUUCCUCUCUAUCCAAAGAGUAGCAAAUAGUAUAAAGGAACGCAUAAACGGAGAUUAUAUAAGAGGAAUGCUUCUAGGUGCGUAAAGUUCCAGUGAGAAAUUGAAUGUCAACGGGCAACAAUCAAUCGAAAAAUUAAAGUGCUUGAAAAAAUAAAUUGUCAUGCGUUAUUUAGUGUUAUUAGCGAUACUGGCAUCAUAUGUAGCCGUUUCCUCGGCACUUGGCUAUGGUUUACUAGGCGGUUUGAGUGGAAAUAGUGGCUACGGCGGAUACGGAGGAUAUGGAGGACACGGAGGAUAUGGAGGAUACGGAGGAUAUGGAGGAUACGGAGGGUACGGAGGGUACGGAGGACAUAACGGAUAUGGCGGAUAUGGUGGUUACAAUCCAGGAUACGGUGGAUACAACCCUUCGUAUGGAGGAUACCAGGGAUACGGCGGAUACGGAGGAUAUGGUGGUUACGGUCCUCAUGGAGGUAUCGGUUAUGGAUAUCCUAAUAAGUACGGGGGAAUCUAUAAUGGAUACGGAGCGUAUGGAUAUAAACCUUACUACUGAGUAUGAUACUUUGAAAUCUUAGAACUUUACAAAAUGUGAUAUUAUACCACUGUUGAAAAUAAAUUUAUUGUUUUUGAAA
This is a messenger RNA of Malaya genurostris, 930 nucleotides long. RefSeq lists its product as uncharacterized. The record is from RefSeq and is a predicted model, not a curated record. Lineage: Eukaryota; Metazoa; Arthropoda; Insecta; Diptera; Culicidae. The transcript has 6 exons. Bases 462 to 851 code for a protein of 129 amino acids.